Molecule: messenger RNA, 2523 nt
Organism: Chrysemys picta bellii (western painted turtle)
Lineage: Eukaryota; Metazoa; Chordata; Testudines; Emydidae
Source: RefSeq, a predicted model, not a curated record
GUCAUAGGUUCCAUGGCAACAGAUGCCACAGGUGUCAUGGUAAUAAAUCUCCAUGGGUGCCAUGGCAACAGAUGCCACAGAUGUGAUAGGUGCCAUGGCAACAGAUGCCAUAGCAACAGACACCCUGGGUACUACGGCUACCAACUCCACGGAAGUGGCAGUGAACGGAGUGGGAGAACCUGUGCAAGCUGCAAAGUAAAAUGGCAGGGUUGGUUCUCUGUGAGCCCACAGAGCUUUACAACAUCUUGAACCAGUCCACGAAGCUCUCCAGGUUAACUGAGCCUAACUAUCUCUGUUUACUGGAUGCCCGUACAAAGCGUGAGUACAAUGAAAGCCAUGUGAUUACAGCAAGAAGGGUUAAACAGAAUCCUAUGGGGGAUUAUCUGGUACCUGACUCAGUUGAGCUGGAGUGUGUCAAAUAUUGUGUCGUGUAUGAUGGCAAAACCAGCUCUUUGGAUGAUAUCUAUUAUGAUGAUUACGAAGAGAAGAAGGAGGAUGAAAAAGGGACUAAAGCUGCCUCAGAGAUCGCAGGAGAUGAAUCCAGUUCUUCGUGUUCACAAAAUGCUGAGGUAGGGGCUGCCAUCCAGUGUGCCAGAGUCUUAGAGCAGUUCACCCGCCACCCAGUCCGCAUCCUGAAAGGAGGGUAUGAGCGCUUCACUGCGUGCUACCAUUUCUUGAGGACUCAGAAGAUAUUCUGGAUGCCUCAGGAACUGGAUGCUUUUCAGCCAUACCCUGUAGAGAUAUUGCCGGCUCAGUUAUAUAUGGGAAAUUGCAGGCAGGCCUGCGACCAACAGAUUCAGAAGGAUCUGAAAAUCAAAGCACAAGUCAACAUCUCAGAGGAGAUUGCAACACUUUUCACAGAUGAAAGCAAAACACUUCUUCAUGUUUCUGUGGCAGAUUCUCCCGAUGCAGAUCUUUUUUCCUUUUUUCCCACCAUUUGUCACUUCAUAGAUGCUCAGAUGACUCUUGGAGCAGUUCUGGUUUUCUCUACCCUGGGUCUAAGUCGGAGCAGCACGGCGGUAAUGGCCUUCCUCAUGCAUUCAUCCCAUUAUCCCUUAAAGAGGGCUUGGAAAUACAUCCAGAAAUGCAAAACAAACAUGAGACCAAACCGUGGCUUUGUGCAACAGCUGUCCGACUGGGAAAGCCAAAUCUAUGGGUCAGCGAUCACAGAUAUCUCCGAACCACAUUACUGACAGGCAGCAAGGAGAACAUCCAACAGGCAAAGAAGCCUUUCCGUCUGUACCAGUUUAACUUGGGCUGUAUUGUUUAGGUAAGGUUUGACUAGAAUUGGUUGCUGUGAGUAAAAUAAUAAGAAUAAUAUAAUAAUCGGAACCUUUAGGAUUGGUUUUCAUCUUCACAUGUUAUUAUUUGGGGGCCAUCAUUUGGGAUCCAAUCCCUUAUUCAGGCAAAUUUGCUGAACAGUCAGUGGGAGUUGUGCAUGAAUCACGACUUCAGGAUUUGGCUCGUUUUGUUUUAAUCGUCACUUCUGUUGGCUAGGUCAAUUGCGGGCUGAUUAUCAAAAUGCUGAGCACCUGCAGCUCCCAUUGAAGCCAGUAGGGGCUGGUGGUGAGCAGCAGCAUUGAAAACCCAUCCAGGGACCUCUACCCUUGGAUGAUAAAUGGGUACUUUACCAGACAAACAGAUAAAUAUGUGAUACAGAAUUUCAACAGUUCAGGAAUUAAUCCAUUACAAAUGCAUUCUCUCAGCUGUGCAGUCCAAUCCCAAGAUGGAGUUAUGCCUUCACACCCCCAUGUAUCUCCCAUUGAUUUAUUUGGGCCCAGGCUCUCCAGCCUUGCCUCCUACUUGCCUCCUCAUAUUGCAACAGUCAGACUUUUUUGCUUUGAAGUUCUAUUUGAAGCUCCAGUCCUAUUAUAUUAAGCCAAAUUAAAGUCCUGCCCAAGCUGAUUCCAUCCCCAGAAUAGCAAGAUGGACACCUGAAGGCAAGCGAAAACGAGGCCGCCCGAAAACAGCACAGCAAAGAGCUAUGGAAGCACAGCGGGGGAACCAUUGAAAGCCUUGUCAGAAACAGACAGGAGUGGGGGAGCUUCGUGGCUGCCCUUAACACCAGGGGUGUAAUGGGAACAUGAUGACGAUGAAGUUCAGUACCAUCUAUCUCCUCUUUAACGUUGUAAAUUCCACACAUUAGCAGCACAGCAUAAGAGCUGAUAGAAAAUGUUACUUAGGCCUUACACCAAAUUUUGACCUCCCUACCCUGACAGUUAUAUUAUGUCCUUCAUUUUAAAUCUUCAUCCUAGAGCUGAACCUUCAAAGGUUUUUUGACAGGUUUGUACCAAAACAUUAUUACAGCCUCAAUAACUCUAGCCUGGGACAGAAUUACUCAACCUUGCCAUUCUUGCUAAUGAAUUGAGACAACUAACUACUUCUGAGUGCUGACAUGUGUAUGCUUUGUGGAAGUUGGAUGACCAGAACUAAACACCGGUGCUGUAAAUUGCAAUCAGAGGUAGAUUUUCUGUACUAAUGUCUUUUCACUGCAGCGAGAGCUAUAAAUGGGUCUAUCAGUUU